UAUGUUCAGACUGUACACUAGGGACAUGGGGAGAGAACUGCCAGUCUAACUGCAGUGUGUACUGUUUGUUUAUGUAUGUCAUAUGUAUGUUCAGACUGUAGACUAGGGACAUGGGGAGAGAACUGCCAGUCUACCUGCAGUGUGCACUGUUUGUUUAUGUAUGUCAUAUGUAUAUUCAGACUGUACACUAGGGACAUGGGGAGAGAACUGCCAGUCUAACUGCAGUGUGUACUGUUUGUUUAUGUAUGUCGUAUGUAUGUUCAGACUGUACACAAGGGACAUGGGGAGAGAACUGCCAGUCUACCUGCAGUGUGUACUGUUUGUUUAUGUAUGUCGUAUGUAUGUUCAGACUGUACACUAGGGACAUGGGGAGAGAACUGCCAGUCUACCUGCAGUGUAUACUGUUUGCAAGGACCGUCAUCAUGUAACAUCGUCAAUGGUACCUGUUUGGGAGGUUGUAAGGAUGGCUACACAGGGGACCGAUGUGAACCAGCCAAAGUGAUUGGUCCACCAGAAUCACAAGUUGGCCUGAUUGCUGGAGUGGUCGUUGCUGUGCUGGUCAUCAUUGUUCUUGUUGUUGUACUGUUCAUUUUCCUCAGACGGAGGAAAAAGAAACCCAGCAAUUCUGCUAGGAGUGGUGAUGAAAUGCUAGCCAUCGCCACUACCCAGCUGCAGCGCAACUCUCUGAAUGAUGUCAACACAAAACCGGUGCCAGCAAAGAAGCCAGUUCCUGCUGCUGUAUCUACCUCUGCUAAAGGGACCACCUCUGCUACAGCGCCCACCUCUGCUACAGCGCCCACCUCUUCUAAAGCACCCACCUCUGCUACAGUAACCACCUCUCCUACCAGUGACAGCACACCCUCCGAGUACUAUAACGUUGUAGAUUUCACCACUGAUGGCCCAGCGGUGCUAGUUGAUGACCUGUGGGAAUAUGUCUGUAAGAAGAAAGCUGACGAAGGAUUUAAGGCAGAGUUUGAUAAACUGCUGUCGGGACUACAAGCCAAUCAUGAAGUAUCCAAAAUACCAGAAAAUAAACCCAAGAGCCGAUAUGUCAACAUCGUAGCCUAUGACCAUUCUCGAGUUGUGCUCAGUAUACUAGAUAAUGAUCCCAAUACCACAUACAUCAAUGCCUGUUACAUCCACGGAUAUAAACAAGAAAACAAGUACAUCGCCUCUCAAGGACCAACUCCGAUCAUAAUAAACGACUUCAUGAGAAUGAUUUGGGAACAGGAUUGUGGAAAGAUAGUCAUGCUGACCAACCUGAUGGAGGAUAUGAAGAAAAAAUGUGAGCAGUAUUGGCCAAAUUCCGGUUCUUUAGAGCUUGGCCUGAUCACGGUGACUCUGUUGGAUGAGGAGACCUAUGCAGACUUUGUCAUCAGGGUUCUGCAGUUGAGACAUGCCAAUGAAAAAGGGAGAACCAAAACUGUAAAACAGUUUCACUUCACGUCCUGGCCUGACCAUGGUGUGCCUUCGUUUGCCACACCUCUGCUGAACUUCCGUGAGAAGAUCUUGACUGCUCGGUCACCUCUGAAAGGGCCAGUGGUUGUCCACUGCAGUGCUGGAAUUGGUCGGACUGGUACCUUUAUUGGGCUGGACUACCUGAUAAACCAAGCUAAAAAGGAAGGACAUGUAGAUGUGCCUGCGUGUGUGACUCUGAUGAGGAAACAGCGAGUGAAUAUGAUCCAGACCCAGGAGCAGUACCAGUUUCUACACGAAGCACUUGUAGAAGCACUCAAACUCAGUGAGUGCUCUAUUCCCUCAGCAGAGUUCCAGGCUACAUACAAGAGCUGGGAGACCCCUGACCCCACCACGGGCAAAACUCCUUUGAAAGAGCAGUUUAAGGCAUUGCAGGAGAUGACUGUGCCCCUGAGAAAGACUGAUUUUAAAGCAGCUCUCCACCCUGAAAAUAAAUCCAAGAACAGAAGUGCCAAGAUUUUAGCAGCCGAUUCUAGCAGACCAUUCCUGUCCACUCCAGUCCCAGGGGGAAGUGAUUAUAUCAAUGCCGUCUUCCUGCCUGUGAGUACUUGUAGGACAUUUCUGUUCAUCUCUGAAGCUCCAUUUGCGUAUAAGAUGAAGAGAGCCUUUAUUCUGACUCAAACGCCCCUGCCAAAUACAGUACUAGAUUUCUGGCGGCUUGUUUUUGAGCAAAAUGUCAGCUCCAUAGUUAUGCUCAAUGUCCUGUCUAAAGACAAGCCAAACAAGUCGGCAGUGAAGUACUGGCCAGAAAGUGAAGCAGAGUUUGGGCCAUUUCUUGUGGAGACUUUGGAGAUAGAAGCAGGGGACAUGUGUGAUGUGAGGACACUACAAAUAACCUACAAAAAAGAGGAAGACAAGAAGUUUACAAUCAAACAGUUCCUGUGUAAGUUUUGGUCAGAUGGCACCCUGUCCUCCAGUGUAUCAACUGGAAUCCUGUCUGUACUGGAAGAAGUGGAACGUUGGCAGCAACAGAGUCAGAACAGGCCAAUCCUAGUUCACUGCCUAGACGGUGUUACAAAGAGUGGCUUGUUCUGUGUGGCCUCGUCUGUCCGAGAGCGACUAAAGGUGGACCAAGAAGUGAAUAUCCUGCAGACUGUCAAACAGAUGAGGAUCCACAGACCUGAAAUCAUCACAGAUCUGAUGUAUGUGGCAGAUGUCGUGAGAUUGGUGGUGUUUGACAGAUGUUGUGAGAUAGAUGGUGCAUGUAUGGCAGAUGUUGUGAGACUGGGGAUGUGUGAUACGUGUAUGGCAGAUGUUGUGAGACUGGUGGUGUGUGAUACGUGUAUGGCAGAUGUGAGGAUGGUGGUGUGUGAUACGUGUAUGGCAGAUGUCGUGAGACUGGUGGUGUGUGAUAUGUGUAUAACAGAUGUCAUGAGACUGGUGGUAUGUGAUAUGUGUAUGGCAGAUGUGAGACUGGUGGUGUGUGAUACGUGUAUGGUAGAUGUCUUGAGACUGGUGGUGUGUGAUAUGUGUAUGGCAGAUGUGAGGAUGGUGGUGUGUGAUACGUGUAUGGCAGAUGUGAGGAUGGUGGUGUGUGAUACGUGUAUGGCAGAUGUCAUGAGACUAGUGGUAUGUGAUAUGUGUAUAACAGAUGUCAUGAGACUGGUGGUAUGUGAUAUGUGUAUGGCAGAUGUGAGACUGGUGGUGUGUGAUAUGUGUAUGGUAGAUGUCAUGAGACUGGUGGUGUGUGAUAUGUGUAUGGUAGAUGUCCUGAGACUGGUGGUGUGUGAUAUGUGUAUGGUAGAUGUCCUGAGACUGGUGGUAUGUGAUAUGUGUAUGGUAGAUGUCAUGAGACUGGUGGUAUGUGAUAUGUGUAUGGUAGAUGUCAUGAGACUGGUGGUGUGUGAUAUGUGUAUGGCAGAUGUCGUGAGACUGGUGGUAUGUGAUAUGUGUAUGGUAGAUGUCCUGAGACUGGUGGUAUGUGAUAUGUGUAUGGUAGAUGUCAUGAGUCUGGUGGUGUGUGAUAUGUGUAUUGCAGAUGUCAUGAGACUGGUGGUGUGUGAUACGUGUAUGGUAGAUGUCUUGAGACUGGUGGUGUGUGAUAUGUGUAUGGUAGAUGUCAUGAGACUGGUGGUGUGUGAUAUGUGUAUGGCAGAUGUGAGACUGGUGGUGUGUGAUAUGUGUAUGGCAGAUGUCGUGAGACUGGUGGUGUGUGAUAUAUGUAUGGCAGAUGUGAGACUGGUGGUGUGUGAUAUGUGUAUGGCAGAUGUCAUGAGUCUGGUGGUGUGUGACUGA
Messenger RNA from Liolophura sinensis, 3711 nucleotides. RefSeq names its product receptor-type tyrosine-protein phosphatase S-like. Lineage: Eukaryota; Metazoa; Mollusca; Polyplacophora; Chitonida; Chitonidae. Gene Ontology annotation, molecular function: protein tyrosine phosphatase activity. The coding region runs from base 253 to 3711 and encodes 1152 amino acids. The transcript is spliced from 19 exons. Gene Ontology annotation, biological process: protein dephosphorylation. The record is from RefSeq and is a predicted model, not a curated record.